AUGGAUUCUUCAUCUGACCCAAAUAAUUCUAAUAUUCUUCCUUCACAAAUAUUCACAACAGUUGCUGCACUUCUUCCAGCUAUAGACAGAAGAGUAGUCGUUGUUCUCCGUGAUGGAAGAAAGUUUUUUGGUGUUCUUCGUUCAUUUGACCAGUUUGUAGUACAGGAUACUUUAGAAAGAAUAUACAUUAAUUCAAGCACAUUUGGAGAGACUUAUAGAGGAGUUUUUAUUGUUAGAGGAGAAAAUGUGGUAUAUGUAGGAGAGAUUGAUGAAUCGCGAGAAGAAUCAGAGGACUCGCUUGUUAUUGAUUCUACUACAGACAAAGCUAACAUUGAUCCAUUCCCCAAAUUUUCACCCGGUACUCUUUUAGUAGAGCGCCAACAAAUAAGGCUCCAACAACAGAUGGAACGAAAUCCCGAAACUGGGCAAAAAAUUAUUCGAAGAAUCCCUUUUGAAGAUGCGCAGAAAAUCCAUAAGAAAUCCACUGUGUCGGACUUAGAAGCACAUCUCAAUCAAGCUGCUUUAUUACCUAAUGAAAAAUUCGCAGAUACAUUAGAAUUAACUUACUAUUAA
Messenger RNA from Magnusiomyces paraingens, 573 nucleotides. RefSeq lists its product as uncharacterized. NCBI's taxonomy places the organism in Eukaryota, Fungi, Ascomycota, Dipodascomycetes, Dipodascales, Dipodascaceae. The transcript has 2 exons. Gene Ontology annotation, biological process: deadenylation-dependent decapping of nuclear-transcribed mRNA. Gene Ontology annotation, cellular component: P-body; Lsm1-7-Pat1 complex. Gene Ontology annotation, molecular function: RNA cap binding. Bases 1 to 573 code for a protein of 190 amino acids. The record is from RefSeq and is a predicted model, not a curated record.